Molecule: messenger RNA, 2019 nt
Organism: Peniophora sp. CBMAI 1063
Lineage: Eukaryota; Fungi; Basidiomycota; Agaricomycetes; Russulales; Peniophoraceae
Source: the annotation of a GenBank genome assembly
AUGGGCCGACGCUCACGAACAUCGCCGCUCGCCGGCAUCGCACUCUUCUUUGCUAUCUUGCUCGCUGUCUUGUGUUUCUGCCCCGCGGUCGCGGUUGCUGACGACGAGUCGAGCACUAGCGAAUAUGGAACUGUUAUCGGUAUCGAUUUGGGAACUACCUACUCUUGUGUUGGUGUACAACGUGGUGGCCGGGUAGAGAUUAUCGCCAACGACCAGGGUCACCGUAUCACACCGUCAUGGGUAUCUUUCUCCGAUGAGGAGCGUCUUGUUGGUGACGCCGCGAAGAACGCCUUCGCGUCCAACCCCGAAAACACCGUAUUCGACGCCAAGCGUCUCAUCGGUCGCAAAUUCGACGAGCCUGAACUCCAAAAGGAUAUGAAGCACUGGCCAUUCUCCGUCGUUAACCGCGGAGGCAAGCCCGUCAUUUCGGUCCAGCAUCACGGCGAGAAGCGUGAAUUUACCCCCGAGGAGAUUUCCGCUAUGGUUCUUGGCAAGAUGAAGGAGACCGCCGAAGCGUACCUCGGAAAGAAGGUCACCCACGCCGUCGUCACUGUCCCCGCCUACUUCAACGACGCUCAGCGUCAGGCGACCAAGGACGCCGGUACCAUCGCCGGUCUUACCGUUCUCCGUAUCAUCAACGAGCCCACCGCCGCCGCCAUCGCCUACGGUCUUGACAAGUCAGAGGGCGAGUCGCAGAUCAUCGUCUACGAUCUUGGCGGUGGAACUUUCGAUGUCUCCCUCUUGUCGAUCGACGACGGCGUCUUCGAGGUUCUCGCGACUGCUGGUGACACCCAUCUUGGUGGCGAGGACUUCGACAACCGCGUCAUCGAGUACAUGCUCAAGCAGUACCAGAAGAAAACUGGUACCGACGUUUCGAAGAACCUUCGUGCGCUCGGCAAGCUCAAGCGUGAGGUCGAGAAGGCCAAGCGCACGCUCUCCGCCCAGCAAUCGACUCGCAUCGAAAUUGAGGCCUUCGAGAACGGUAACGACUUUUCCGAGACGCUUACCCGCGCCAAGUUCGAGGAGCUGAACAUGGACCUCUUCCGUCGCACUAUGAAGCCCGUCGAGCAGGUUCUCAAGGACGCCGGCGUCAAGAAGUCGGAGGUUCAUGAGAUCGUUCUCGUUGGUGGUUCCACUCGUAUCCCCAAGGUGCAACAGCUCCUUAAGGAGUUCUUCGGCGGCAAGGAGCCUUCCAAAGGCAUCAACCCCGAUGAGGCCGUCGCGUACGGUGCUGCUGUCCAGGGUGGUAUCCUCUCCGGUGACGAGAGCUCGCCCGACAUCGUCCUCGUCGAUGUUUGCCCGCUUACGCUCGGUAUCGAGACCACCGGCGGUGUCAUGACUAAGCUUAUCCCCCGCAACACGGUCAUCCCCACUCGCAAGAGUCAAAUCUUCUCGACCGCCGCCGACAACCAGCCCACCGUCCUGAUCCAGGUCUACGAGGGCGAGCGUUCGCUGACGAAGGACAACAACCGUCUCGGUCAGUUCGAGCUCUCCGGUAUCCCGCCAUCGCCCCGUGGUGUUCCCCAAAUCGAGGUCACCUUCGAGGUUGACGCCAACGGUAUUAUGAAGGUUUCCGCGGCCGACAAGGGAACCGGCAAGUCCGAGUCCAUCACGAUCACCAACGAGAAGGGUCGUCUCUCUAAAGACGACAUCGAGCGCAUGAUCCGCGAGGCCGAGGAGUUCGCCGCGGAGGACGAGGCCCAGCGCGCACGCGUCGAGGCUCUCAACUCGCUGUCUUCCUUCGUCUAUGGCCUCAAGUCGCAACUCGGUGACCAGGAGGGUCUCGGCGGCAAGGUCUCCGACGAGGACAAGAAGACGCUCCUCGCGCUCGCGAAGGAGACCACCGACUGGCUCGACGCCGAGGGUAAUUCUGCGACUGCGGAGGAACUUGAGGAGAAGCUGCAGGAGGUGCAGGCUGUUGUAAACCCGAUCACCGCGAAGAUGUACGAGGGCGCUGGCGCGGGUGGAUUUGGUGGUGAUGAGGAGCAAGAUCCCUUCUACGCACACGAUGAGCUGUAA